UUCCCCAUUAUACCUCCCUAGUGGAAGCAUUCGGUUCUGCAGAGAGAAGCAACAAUCUGGAGAAAUCUCUGCUCUGUUCUGGAGAUCUCAGAAUGUCUGCAUCAGGAUUCUUACUUCUGCUCAUAUCUGCCAUGAUCGGAUGUGCAGCUCCACAGAUGGAGAACGCAAAGGAGUGUAUUGGAUCUCCUCAACUAAGAAGGAAUUGUGGGUAUCCUGGAAUCAGCGCUAAAGAAUGCAAAGAGAGAAACUGCUGCUUUGACUCCAGUAUUCAAGGGGUGAAUUGGUGCUUCUAUAGUCAGACAUUAGAUAAGGCCCAGUGCUCUGUUAACCCCUCAGACAGAAGAGAUUGCGGUGACCCCAGGAUUACUGCCAAAGAGUGUUACAACAAAGGAUGCUGCUUCAACUCAAGUGUCCCUGGAGUUAAAUGGUGCUUCUUUCCAGAAGUGCAGGCAAAGGAGUGUAUUGGAUCUCCUCAACUAAGAAGGAAUUGUGGGUAUCCUGGAAUAAGCUCUGAAGAAUGCAAAAAGAGAAACUGCUGCUUUGACUCCAGUACUCCCGGGGUGAACUGGUGCUUCCAUACUAGGACAUUAGAUAAGGCCCAGUGCUCUGUUGACCCCUCAGACAGAAGAGAUUGCGGUGAACCCGAGAUUACUGCCAAAGAGUGUUACGACAAAGGAUGCUGCUUCAACUCAAGUGUUCCUAGAGUAAAAUGGUGCUUCUUUCCAGAAGUGCAAGAAACCUUAAUGAAAGCGUGAUGUCCACACGUGACCUGAACCAUCU
Messenger RNA from Hyla sarda, 780 nucleotides. Its product is annotated as integumentary mucin A.1-like. The record is from RefSeq and is a predicted model, not a curated record. Bases 93 to 755 code for a protein of 220 amino acids. Lineage: Eukaryota; Metazoa; Chordata; Amphibia; Anura; Hylidae. The transcript is spliced from 6 exons.